Molecule: messenger RNA, 813 nt
Organism: Symbiodinium sp. CCMP2592
Lineage: Eukaryota; Dinophyceae; Suessiales; Symbiodiniaceae
Source: the annotation of a GenBank genome assembly
AUGGAGUGCCGGGUCAGGGAUGGGAAGAUGUUCGUCACAAUCCAGGACCCCUACCUCACGCCUGGAGCUCACAGCAGCGUCGUCGUCAGCUUCUCUUUCCUGACCGCCCUGCGCUUGGCCGGAUUCUUCUUCCUCCUCUUCGCGAUGUCCAAGCGGAAGCGGAAGCAGCCCUCUGACGUGUGCUACUUGCUGUGGCUUUUCUUGGCUGCUACGGGCUAUUGCCUCAUAGCUGUGAUGGCGUCGGUGGCAGUUGCCGGCGAGAGCGCAGCCACAAGUACCGCAAAGGCUCUUAUCGUUCUAUCCUGGGGCCCACUGAUGCUGAGUGUCUCUAGCGCGCUGGAGGGAGUCUGGCCGAACAAAUGCCUGGCACGAACGGCUGCGGUUGUGUACAUGCUCGCCGUCGCAAGCGGCGUGAUUGUGGUCAUGAUGUUCCCGCAGGACAACAACCAGGUCAUGCUCCUGGUGUUCUCCGUAUUGGCCUUCCUGCUUCCCAUCGCCUGGUGCAUCGUGCACAAGCAUACGCAGGAUACGCCUUUGGGAGAAAAUCUCUUUCGGGCCCUUUUCGCUUUCACCUGCGGUGCAGGGGCCGCCUUGGUGGGCUCCUCCGAAGCCGGCUGCGGAUUCACAGGCCACGUGGACUGCUACGAGCGCUGCUGGAUGAGCCCUGCAGGGGGGUCUCUGUUGAUCUUCACCUGCCUGGACCUCAUCGCAGUCUUCGGGCUGACGGCCUUCCAAGUGUGCAAGCCGGAGGUGUGGGGCUUCUCUUGCCUGCGCAAACCGUCCGUUCCGGACCCUCCGUCGACGACGGCAUGA